Adineta steineri is the source of this 987-nucleotide messenger RNA. NCBI's taxonomy places the organism in Eukaryota, Metazoa, Rotifera, Eurotatoria, Adinetida, Adinetidae. The record is from the annotation of a GenBank genome assembly.
AUGACUACUUCACUACUUCAAAUUGGCGAGCAACUUACCCGAGCAAUCAUACCCGUGAUCAUUGUUAUCGGUGUUGUUGGCAAUUCUCUCAAUAUUGCUGUACUUGCUCGGCGUGCUCUGUAUCAUCAUGCAUGUUCGCGUUAUUUCCUCGCUGUUGCGAUCAAUAAUCUACUUUUUUCCGGUAUCUUCCUUACCUAUCGUUUAUCAGUCAAUGGAUAUCAGGAUGAUCUGGCUAAUUAUACUGGGAUUUCAUGCAAAAUUAUUACUUAUAUUGCUACUGUAAGUUCAUUUAUUUCACCUUAUUUGAUUGUAUUUGCAUCAGUGGAUCGGUAUUGCGCCAGUUCAGCAAAUGCUCAGAUACGUCGACUGAGUUCUGUUCGAAUAAGUAAAUGGAUCAUCUGUACUGUUAUCAGUGUUUUUGCAUUGUUUUUCAUCCAUAUUCUGGUGCUGUUCGAUUUACAGCCAGCAUUUGGAUUUAUAUGUGCACUACAAACAAAUACCAUCUACAAUCAAAUAUACAUAACUGCACAAGUUUUUCUGUAUGCUCUGUUUGCGCCUGGUUUCAUGAUGAUUUUUGGUCUGAUGACUAUUCGAAAUACAACUCGAACACGUGUAGUUCCAUUAGCAACGUCACGUUUUAAUCGUACUGAACAUCAACUGGCUCGGAUGCUUUUUCUUCAAGUGAGCGUAUAUAUUUUGCUCACUCUACCAUCGAGUGUCAUUUAUCUGAUAUCGAUUUUAUCAAACACAAUUAGUAGUGGAAUUGCUUUCUCCUUUUCAGCUACAGUUUGUCAAUUACUUUUUGAUUUUUCCUAUGGUUCGUCCUUCUUUUUAUAUCUUUUAUCAAGUCAUACCUAUAGAAAAGAACUAAUGCUCUUGGUACGCAAAACAUUGAGAAUCCGGUGUAGUAAUCAAGUUGGACGUUUAGACACAGAUAAUGUCAAUCUACGAGUCGCAGUGUCAGCUUAUCCGCAAUCAACAGCUUAA